Gymnodraco acuticeps is the source of this 6603-nucleotide messenger RNA. RefSeq names its product RNA-binding protein Musashi homolog 2-like. The record is from RefSeq and is a predicted model, not a curated record. Gene Ontology annotation, molecular function: RNA binding. Gene Ontology annotation, cellular component: cytoplasm. Lineage: Eukaryota; Metazoa; Chordata; Actinopteri; Perciformes; Bathydraconidae.
CCUGACUGAUCCCACGUGUGACGGAGCGCUGCAUUCCCGGCUCACUGACACCGUAGCUCCGCUCUAUCCGCCGACCCUAACGCCUGUGUGUAUCCGUCACUCACUGCCUGUAGCUGGGUCAAAACAUGGAAGGGGACGGCAGCCAAGCCACGUCUGGAAGCCCGACUGAACCGCAGCACGACCCGGGGAAAAUGUUUAUCGGUGGCCUCAGCUGGCAAACUUCACCAGAUAGCCUUAGAGAAUAUUUUUGUAAAUUUGGGGAAAUCCGAGAAUGUAUGGUGAUGAGAGACCCAACGACAAAACGUUCCAGGGGCUUUGGCUUCAUCACUUUUGCAGAUGCUGCCAGCGUAGAUAAAGUCUUGGCACUGACGCACCACGAGUUAGAUUCUAAAAUGAUCGAUCCUAAAGUUGCCUUUCCUAGACGUGCUCAGCCCAAGAUGGUCACGAGAACAAAGAAAAUAUUUGUUGGAGGAUUAUCAGCCAACACAGUAAUUGAAGACGUGAAGCAAUAUUUUGAACAGUUUGGCAAGGUAGAGGAUGCCAUGCUAAUGUUUGACAAAACCACCAACCGACAUAGAGGUUUUGGCUUUGUUACAUUUGAAAUUGAGGAUGUGGUGGAGAAAGUCUGCGAGAUCCAUUUUCAUGAAAUCAAUAAUAAAAUGGUAGAAUGCAAAAAGGCCCAGCCUAAAGAAGUGAUGUGUCCCCCGGGGACACGAGGUCGGGCGAGGGGCCUUCCGUACACUGUGGAUGCCUUCAUGCUGGGCAUGGGCAUGCUGAGUUAUCCUAACAUUGUAGCAACAUACGGCAGAGGUUACACUGGAUUUGCCCCAAGCUACAGCUACCAGUUCCCAGGCUUCCCAGCAGCAGCGUACGGUCCGGUGGCAGCGGCAGCAGUAGCGGCGGCGCGUGGCUCAGGUAGGGGGGCCCCUGGAAGAGUCGGCGGCUACAUGGCAUACGGGCAGAACACAGGGGCAGGCUUCCCUGACUAUGGGUUGUAUUCUACGGCCGGCAGUGACAUGCGGGGAGGGGGCUCCUACUCCCUGGCUGACUACGGCUCCCUGGGGGCCCAGGCGGCUCAGAUCCUGCCCAGUGAUCACGCCAGCUCUUCCUGCAACUCCCCCAACUCCAUUCAGCACCACCUGCACAGCCCGGACCCCUUCAAGAGCCCAGGAAGCAACCAAACCAGGCCUGGAGGCUUCCAUGGGGCCAACAGUCCUGGCCCCGUAGCUGACCUCUAUGGAGGCACCAGUCAGGACUCUGGUGUGGGAAACUACAUCAGCGCCACCAGCCCUCAGCCGGGCUCCGGCUUCAGCCACAGCAUUGCUGUGAUGCCACCCAGCACUAACCACUACAGCCUCCACGCAGUGAGCCUGAGCGGGGGUGGGACCAGAUGAAGAACCGUUUGAAAACAAAAGUCCAGAAGUGGUGAACAGCCUGCGAUGGAGAUCCCUCUGACUGUGUCCGGUAUACUUGUGUUGAGAUUUGCUGGUUUGGAUUUGAAUAAUUUUCAUUUUGAUUUGUAGACGUAUUGUAUUGGACAUUUAAUCAAUAAUGAUAAAUUAUUUUUAAAAUAUUUAAUUAUGAUUAUUUUAAGUGUACGUUUGUUUGUUUGUUUUGAUUAGCAAGUUAAACGAAAGCAAUGUACUACACCCUUUGUGUGUGUCAUUGUGGUUACUUCUUAUCUCUGAGUGAUGAAAGAUUGUCAGUUUGCACGUACAAAACGUCUGAUGUGAACAGUGUUGGUUCACGUAUCAAUUAACACAAGACAAACCAAUUACACCUAGUAGCUUUGGUUCUAGCAAUGUGGUCUCAACAUACCCAUUUUAGGCAAUAAGAGGACGACAAUAUUUUCACAGUCCUGUUUUAUAAAUGUUUUUUUGUCUUGAGAAAAUUAAUAUAUACAAAGUUGUGUUUUUAUUUCUGUGUCAAAUUUUGAAAGAAGUGUAUAACUGUACAUGGUGUUUAAGUAAUUAUAGUGGUUUAGUGAGGGACAGGAAGGGAUUACCUGAAGAUAGUCCCAUCAUGCGCUGCUGGUUCGCUUCUGACAUGCUCUACCUGUGGCUAAUUUGAUACCAGCAUAUUUGUCUACAUUAUGAGCUAUAGAGAGCUGAAGGAAUGAGUCCUUUAAACCAGGAAUGAGUUAGUAUUCUACCAGUUCCGGUUCCCUUGUCUCAAAGUCAACGUUUUUUUGAACAUAUUGUGCUUUGUUUAAUUCCUGAAAUAAGGUCUGCGGUUAACGCAAACUUUAGAGAUUUUCCUGUUUUGUUCUACGACAUAAAAUAUGUCGUUAAAUACUCCAUCCAUGUCCGAAUCUUUUUUGUGUCAUUAAUACAGCGGUUGCUAACAAGUAGCUAAAUAGGCCUACCAAACUUCAUCACGCCAAACAAUGGUCCGCCUUAACUUAGCGUCGGUGACAUGAAGUCAUGUGACCGUGAUGUAUGGUUUAUAGCCUCGUUUAUAGUAACGGUAGCAUUUUACUAUUGUAAAUUGCAUUAACGCUUCGACUACUAUAAAAAGUGAAGUAAAUAUAUGAUGAUUAUUCACCUGAACAAAACAUGUUAGUAUCAUAAAUCAUUGUUAGCCACAGAUCUUAUUUUUUGCAAUGUUCCAAAAUCCAAAGGAAAAAUCCCAUUGGCUUGUUUUGUGGCGGCCUUUAUGAUGCUAACUUCCGGGUCAGCCUACAAAACAACAACAUCACUGCACAACUCUAUAGUGCGCACAAUUAUGUCUGUGACACACAAAUGACGGACUCUCCUCUAAUUCUCUUUGAAGCUCUGUAGCAUGAAAACUAAUCAAUCCAAAGCACACUUGAUCGUUUUUGGAUUACAAAGAUGAUUUUCAUUUCAUAUGCUGUAAUUGUCUUCACAUGUACGGUGUCACACAAAAGACAAUAUUUCAAGUUUUGCUACUUGUGUUUGUUACGAGGAGGAAGAAGUGCAGCAGAUGAGUGUUGCUUAUUACCUCAGUCCUAUGAGAUUUUCUAACGAUGACAAGAGAACCUAUUUAAAAAUAUGACUGGCUAACAAAGUUGUUGCACUGUCAUUAGAGGUAAGGCUGAGAGCAGAUUUCAUUUGCACAUUUAGUGGACUUUUAUUUAUAACUCAAUUUUGGUCAGCCUAACUUGAAAAUGUCUGGAGUUUUAUUUACUGUUUUUAAAUGUUACAGUUGCUUGCAUAACACUGGUCGAUCCAACAUCAAUGAAAACACACAGAUGUUCAUACACGCAUUAGACAAAAUGUAAAAAAAAUAGGAAUGUUGUCUGUAAUUUCAUGUACAUAAGGAUUUGCUAUAACUAAAGAAUCAAUCUUUUUUUAAGUUUUUAAUUGAUAUGAAUUGAUAAAUGUACGCUGUUUUCUUCCCUCUGUGCUAAUACAAAUAUUUUACAAAUUACUUUUACAAACUGUGGGAAGCUGAAUGCUGGACUGUUUCUAUAAUGCAGUAAUGAUCAGAAAACAAAAAAACAAAUGUGUAAAUUGUUAAUUAAAAAGAGAAACAUGUAUGUUCCCUUGUAUGAUUCACAUUUCUAUGAAGGAUUUGCAUCAAUAUUUUUGUGGCUGUUAAUGAUUCUAUAAAUAAUAUCUAUAUAAAUCACAAUAUAUCAUGUACUGUAUAUUCAUCCAGUUUUCUCUUCAUCAUCCUCGACAAUAAUCUUCAGUUGAGCAUUAAUGUCUUGCAGUAACUAAAGAAAAUCUAAUGACUUAUGGGAGUGCUGUCUUUGAUACCAGUGUAGUGUCCUAUACACAGAUGUGUUACCUUUAAAACUCUCACUUGUUUUGUCUCUCUCACUCUUUCUCCCAGUAACUAGUGGUAGAUGUUCUGUAGUUGCAAUAUUGUUAGCUAGUACUCAUCACGUAGGACCUGUAAGGAUAGUUCUUUGACAUGUUCCUGACUGAAGUGGACAUUUGUUUCACUUGAAUUUAUAUUUUUAUGUUGAAUUUGUGCUGCUCUCACAUGGUUUCAGCAAACCAAAUCUACGGAGGCCGACCCUGCAAACGCGCUACAACCGGACAAAACACUUACCUUAGGAGAAAUGCGCUGCGCUUUCAAAAUCAAUGUCAAUACAAAAAUGUUGGCCAAAAAACGUGAAAAUUAAGAAACAGUUUCAUUAACUUGUCAACACAGCUUUUAGAUAACAUUCACCAAAGCUCUGCAAAUAACAAACGCUGCGGCUAACAAGUGACGCACAGAGCUGGGACCGGAGCACUUGUUGAUGUUUGGGGUUAUAAAGUUGGCCAACUGUCACCGUCUGGAAACGUACCUAGAGUUUUAUUAGCUUAUUUCAACAAUGUAAUCGCGUCAUUCGUUCUGAUAUUAUUGCAGAUCUGCUGUAAGGUAGCUCGCUAACGUAUUUCACCUAGUCGUUUCCAAUAUACUGAUAAAACACUUUUUAGCUUAGCCAACUUUAGAAUCUCCGAACGCCAACAAGUGCUCCGGUCCCAGCUGUGUGCAUCACUUUUUAGUGUCCCCGUUUACGUCACGUUUGAACGUAUUGCAGCUCUUUUUUGUAUUCGCAGUGCUAUUAGUAAAUGCUGCACAUGUGUUGUCAAGUUGGCAAAGAUGUUUCUUCAUUUGCGUAUGUUUUGGCAUGUUUUUUUUAAAUGUUCAUUGUAUUUGAAAAUGCAGCACGUUUCUCCUGGAAGUGUUUCGGCCGUUGUAGCGUGUUUGCUCCUGUCGGCCACCGUACAAGGCUCUGUAAGUGUUUCAAGAAAGAUUUGCUGUGAGUUGUUCUUCUAAACACGGCAUUAAUAGGACCCCACCUUUGAAUGUCAUAGUAAGGGGGUUUGCCAUACUACCUUAAAUGCUAAUGCUGGAUAUGCUAAACACUUAAAGAGCAGGAGGAAUGAUGAAACAAAAAGCAUAUUUUGAUAUAGUUACAACAGUAAUAAUAAAGACUAUUAUAAAUAUAACUAAUCUGAACGCUGUGUUCUAAUAUUCUUAUUUUUGUUAUGUCCCAGUGGCACUACUUUUUGAAUACUGUUUUUUUUUACUUGUUCAGUACUUUUGACUUUGAACUCAUUUUGAAAUAUUUAGUUUUGCUCUUGGAUCAAUCAAACAGCUCAUACUUUAAUAAAUGUUAGAUUUCCAAUCACUAAAGCUUGUUAUCCAUAUACUGUAUAACUGUGGUGAAGUGAACUGAACUCAAAUGGUAUAUAUUAGAAAAAAAUCUACCUAAGAUCUUCCAUAAUAUAUCUGUUUUUUAUGACUUUGCGUUCUUACCAAAAAGCAUUGAUUGCAAACAUUAUCCUCAUUGGUCACUACUUUCCAUUUGCAUUAGGGGUGUCAAGUGAAUUAUAUCUAUACAUCCAAAAAAAUCAAAUAGUGACAGUUGUAAUCCUAGGUUUGUUCUAGUUUUUUUUCCAAUUAUUUCCAAUGAGGAAUGAGUCCAUGUCGCCACAUGUGAUUAAAACUGGGUCCGGCAGUGGCUCAGUCAGUAGGGGCUUGCACUGUGAGCCGUAGGGUCGCUGGUUGAAGUCCCCGACCAGACCUAAAUAUGGAGUGUGGACUGGUACUUGGAGAGGUCCCAGUUCACCUCCCCCUGCCUUGGUGCCCUUGAGCAAGGCACCGGACAUCGUUUUUGGUCGAGAGAGCCCUUGCAAUGCUAACGUCUGAGACAGCCUACAAAAAUAUGUUAUUAUUACAUCACUCUACGGUGCAACGAUUCAAACUAUUUUGACAAAUCUUCCACUCAGUAUAUAUAUGACUACAUAAUCAAAUUGUUCCAGACAGUUCAUUGUGUGUUACAACUGUCACACUAAUCUGCAUUUGUCUAAGCCACUUUGAUAUGAAGUGUUAUUAAAGUAGGAGUUGUUUGCCCAUUUCAAGCAGCUGAUCCCGGUCCACAUGUCUUGAUUUGAAUUCAUAUCCUGCACUUUAAGGUAGCAUGGCUCUGUUGUUGCUGUACGUAAAUAUUGACAGCAGUUUACAGCAAAUGAAUGUUAUACAUCUUGUUAGACGAGUUCAUCUGUUGACAGAAAAAAAGGAGAACAUUCUACCUGGAAGUUUUGGGAAGUUGUAUUUUGAGUGUACUUUAUCCACUUAAACUUGAAUCUUGAGGCAAGUGCUAGGUAAUGGCCAACUGCUAUUUUGUCCCUGAAACGGAGCCUGCUAGUAGUUGGACGCUCAUGUACACACAGAUCCAAGGCUUUCAGCAUGUGGAUGAACAGCUUUAUAUAUAGCCAACACUUGCAGCUCACUUUUUCCAAUAAUGCAAAACAAUUGAUACUGAAAAUGGUAAGGUACAAUAAUAAUUGUGUUUAGUGUGCCAACAGUGGCACAACUCUGAUGUAAAGGUUUCAUGUUCUCAGUCAUUAGUCUCAUCCAGUAGAUGCUUGUCCUUCAUCCGGAGGUCUUCUGAUUGCCUUGCCCAUACUUACCACUUGCCCUUUUUUUUUAGUGUUAACAGACUUUUUACCAUGAGAGCUGACUGAAUGGACUGACAGUCUGAAAGCAUAUUUCAGGUCUUCUUGUAUGGCUUGCUCAAGCCCUGCUGUAAAAACAAAAAAAUAUGAAAUAAGGGGAUGGGGGUCUCUCUGUGGAAAAUAUAAUUUUGUAUUUGUAUUUUCAAAUGAUAAUAAAACAUGUUUGUGAAAGCUUUCCAUCCUC